Molecule: messenger RNA, 10608 nt
Organism: Drosophila gunungcola (fruit fly)
Lineage: Eukaryota; Metazoa; Arthropoda; Insecta; Diptera; Drosophilidae
Gene: dom
Product: helicase domino
Cellular component (GO): Swr1 complex
Molecular function (GO): ATP hydrolysis activity; histone binding; ATP binding
Source: RefSeq, a predicted model, not a curated record
CAAUAAAUGUGCAAGAAAUUCGGUGUCGAUUGGAGUCCAACGAGUGUGGCACAUUUUCCACAACGCAUCCGCACCAUUUUCAAGCCCGGAUGCCGUGCAGAGAUGCUGAUAUCUUGUGAUUAAAAUUCUCCCCGUCUGAGAUGUCUCAAACAUGAAUGAAGGUAAUUCAGCAGGAGGGGGGCAUGAAGGGCUCAGCCCGGCCCCUCCUGCUGUGCCAGACCGCGUAACUCCACAUUCAACGGAAAAAUCAGUUUCGACAGCCAAAACAACGACCAUAACAGAACCAGCAGGAGCAGGAUCAGCAGCAGCCUUGCCGGCCACCCGCCAUCAUCACCAUCACCUUGCGACCCAAUCAAAAGGCAUCGCAAGCAGCAGCAAACAGAAGCAUCUGCCCAGUGCGCAGCUGCCUGUGCCGCUGUCGCCCUUGCCGCAACAACAACAGCAAACGACAGAGGCAACGGCAGCAGCAGCAGCAUCCGCCCACACCAACCCAUCCGCCUCCUCCAGCACCACGAGCACCAUAGAAGCCUCUGUUUCGCCGCCGCAGGCCAAGCGUCAGCGUUUGGACAACAGCGAGGAUAGGACGAGCGCCACCAGCAUUGUUGGUACAGCCGGGAGCAGCAACAUUGUGGGCUCUCUGCUCCCAGCAUCGGUGGCCUCCAGCAGCGAGGUCGGUGGGCUUUCAUCAACGGCCCUGCAGGACCUGAAUGCCCUGAAGAAGCGCAUUCUCCAGCAGAAGUUGCAGAUCUUGCGUAAUCUUAAGGAAAGACAUCUUGAAAAUGUGUCCGAAUACUUUUACCUACAAAACGGCGGCAGUAUGAUGGACUACCCUGCGUGGCGCAAGAAGACACCAACCCCGCAGUUCAUCAGCUACAGUAAUGCAAAUCGUAUAGACCAGCUGAUACACGAGGAUAAGCCAAGCACAUCGGCAGCAGCAGCAGCUGCGGCACAGAGUCAAGCCCAAAAAUAUACCACUCAACAGGCAGCCAUUGUGGAAACUUCAUUGGUCGGCGGAACCAACACAGGAACGACGGCGCCAGCUCCAUUGGAGGGCAGCAACUUCAAUAAUACAGUAAAAACGAAUUCGCAAUCUCAAGUGCCAAGCAAAAUUGGCAGCAACACAACCUCAAGUCCCGCAGCAACACAACCCACAAGCAACGCAAGCAGCACAGUCUCAGGAGCUGCUGCAAGUGUCACCGUCACUACCACAACUGGGAGCGCGUCGGAGGCUAGUAAUGUCCUACCACCAGAGGCGGAGAUCAAAAUCCCAGCCGUUGGAGCCACACCAGUGGCCAUUUCAACAAAGCUACCCGCUGCCGUUGUCCAGUUAACCCAACAAGGUCACAUACCCGGUAGACCUUUAGGAGGUCGUCACGGUAUGGUCUUCGGUCAAAUACCUGCUCCUCCUGCUGCCGUAGGAAAUCCUUCUGUACCUUUGGUGCCAGGUGGCACUCCGCUGUUACCCUGCAAUACGUCAGUGGGAUCAACGGCGCUGCGACGCCCACAAAGUCAGAGUAAUGCCGCAGGCGCAUCGACUUCAACAGGAGGAAGGGGAGGAGGCAGCGGUACACCUACACCACUCUACACUGGAAAUGGUCCGGCAGCGCUGGGCGGAAGCGGAGUCCUCACGCCCGGCACUCCCACCUCCGGCAGCAUGCUUAGUCCUGCGUUGGCCGGUGGCUCAGGCACACCAAACAGCGCGGCGCAGGAGUUCUCGUUCAAAGCCAAACAGGAGGUGUAUGUGAUGCAGCGCAUAUCGGAACUACAGCGAGAGGGAUUAUGGACUGAGCGGCGCCUGCCCAAGCUGCAGGAGCCCAGCCGCCCCAAGGCCCAUUGGGACUACCUCCUCGAGGAGAUGGUCUGGCUGGCGGCCGACUUUGCACAGGAGCGCAAGUGGAAAAAGAACGCGGCCAAGAAGUGCGCCAAGAUGGUGCAAAAGUAUUUCCAGGACAAGGCCACUGCUGCUCAGCGCGCGGAAAAGGCCCAAGAGCUGCAGCUGAGGCGUGUGGCAUCCUUCAUUGCGCGCGAGGUGAAGAGCUUCUGGUCGAAUGUGGAGAAGCUGGUGGAGUACAAGCACCAGACGAAGAUUGAGGAGAAACGGAAGCAGGCCUUAGACCAGCAUCUCAGCUUUAUUGUCGACCAGACAGAGAAGUUCUCACAGCAACUAGCCGAAGGCAUGAACAAGAGUGUGGCGGACACGCCCAGUCUUGACUCCAGCCGUCUUACCUCGCCGAAGCGUGAGUCCGAUGAUGAUUUUCGACCUGAGUCUGGCUCCGAAGACGAUGAGGAGACUAUCGCUAAGGCCGAAGAAGAGGCAGCCGAUGUUAAAGACGAGGUGACGGCGCUGGCCAAGGAGUCUACAAUGGACUUUAAUGAUUUCCUCAACGACCUACCGCCUGGCUAUUUAGAGAAUCGUGAUAAGCUCAUGCAGGAGGAGCAAAGCUCGGCUAUUAAGACGGAAUCUCCUGAUGACAGCGAUGACAGCGAGUUCGAGGCAAAAGGAACUAGUGAUGAUGACGAGAAUACCAUCAGCAAGCAGGAAGAGGCCGAACAGGAGAUUGACCACAAAAAGGAGAUCGAUGAGUUGGAAGCGGACAACGAUCUCUCAGUCGAGCAGCUACUUGCGAAAUACAAAUCUGGUAGAGGAAGUGACCAGCCGCCUAGUCCGAAACGAAGAAAGCUGGCGCCUCGUGGACCUGAGCUGGACUCGGAUGAUGAUUCAACGGCUGUUGAUGACUCCACAGACGAAAGCGAAGAUACCGAGGAUGAAGAAGAUCUUUCUACUAUUAAAACUGACACUGAUGUGGAGGAGCAGGACGAACAGGAGGGCGGUCUCAAGAGUCUGAUGACGGAUGCCGACCCUACUAGUGGAGCUGCUGGAAGCGGCAGCACAGCAGGAGCAAGCGGCAACAAGGACGACAUGCUAAACGAUGCAGCCGCUUUGGCCGAGAGUCUACAACCCAAGGGCAAUACCUUGUCCUCCACCAAUGUUGUUACGCCAGUCCCCUUCCUGCUAAAGCACUCGUUGCGUGAGUACCAGCACAUCGGACUCGAUUGGCUGGUCACAAUGAACGAGCGUAAACUUAAUGGCAUCCUGGCCGACGAGAUGGGUCUGGGAAAGACCAUCCAAACCAUUGCUCUAUUGGCCCAUCUCGCCUGCGCUAGGGGUAACUGGGGACCUCACCUCAUUGUGGUGCCUUCGUCUGUGAUGCUCAACUGGGAAAUGGAGUUCAAGAAGUGGUGCCCUGGUUUCAAAAUACUCACCUACUAUGGCUCCCAGAAGGAGCGCAAACUGAAGCGAGUGGGCUGGACUAAGCCAAAUGCUUUCCAUGUGUGCAUCACAUCCUACAAACUGGUGGUGCAAGAUCAGCAGAGCUUUCGCCGCAAAAAGUGGAAAUAUCUGAUUCUGGAUGAAGCGCAGAACAUUAAGAACUUCAAGUCGCAGCGUUGGCAGCUGCUUCUUAAUUUUUCCACCGAAAGACGGCUGUUGUUGACUGGAACCCCACUGCAGAACGACUUGAUGGAGCUGUGGUCCUUGAUGCACUUCCUCAUGCCGUAUGUCUUCUCAUCGCAUCGCGAGUUUAAGGAGUGGUUCUCCAAUCCAAUGACAGGCAUGAUUGAAGGCAAUAUGGAGUACAACGAGACAUUGAUAACGCGUUUGCACAAGGUAAUUCGUCCGUUUCUACUUCGACGCCUCAAAAAGGAGGUGGAAAAACAAAUGCCAAAGAAGUAUGAGCAUGUGGUCAUGUGCCGUCUGUCGAAUCGCCAGCGCUAUCUGUACGAGGAUUUCAUGAGUCGCUCCAAAACUCGGGAAACCCUGCAAACUGGAAACUUGCUGAGCGUGAUAAAUGUUUUGAUGCAGCUGCGAAAGGUGUGCAAUCACCCGAACAUGUUCGAGGUGCGACCUACCAUUUCGCCAUUUCAAAUGGCGGGCAUUACAUUCCACACGCCGCGUCUCGUCUCCGACAUAAUGGAGUAUGAUCCGUUCACGCAAAUCAAUCUAGAGACGGUGAACCUUUUGUUACUGCAUCUGGAGCAAACUAUGACCGCCUACGUCUCGCACAAAUCUCGCCUACUCGCCCCGCCUCGAAAGCUUAUCGAGGAUAUCGAUACAGCACCCCAACCGGCUCCCCGUUGUCCCAACGGAAAAUACCGCUUUCACAUUCGCGUGCGAACUGCCGAGUUGGCACAGCGCAUCAAGCUUAAUGCGGUGAGGGUAGGAGCCAGUCCGGCCAUGCGGAUGGAGGGCUCAAAGAUUGUGCCAAUGCGCAGUCUUCUACCGAGCGGUAGGGUUUUGAAAAGGGUCGGUGGCUCCAUUAACCCUGUGAACAUGGCACUGAAGCCAGUGGUGAUUAACAGUGUGGUGACAACAGCUUCAUCGACCGCAUCCUCUUCUCCUACUGGAGCACUGAGUGUACUCAGCAACUCCAAGUUGCUGGGGGCACGCUCGCAAAUAAACGCACCAACGCCCGCCAAAGUAGCAAAGACGAUGCAGGAUGGCAAGCCAUUUUUCUACCUCACACCGGCGACGAAUUCCGGAGCAGCAGGAGCACGCCUGACACUGACGAGUAAAACCACAGCCUCGGCGGCCACAACGAGUUCCGGAACAACAGUAGCUGCUGCUCCAACCACUGCCCAGCAAUUGAUAAGGGACCCCAUUGUAAAGGAUCUAGCAACGCAUGUAAAAAGCACAGCACAAAAGCAGAGCAUUGCUAAUGGGAAAACGGAGCCCGAGGAGGAAACUGAAACCGAGGAUCCCUACAAAGUGCAGGAGCUGAUUCAGAUGCGCAAGGAGCAGCGAUUGGCUUCACUCAAACGUAUGGCAAUGGUGAAUCGUCGGCGCAACGAUGCCACUCCGAUAUACGGCGAAGACUGUCGCGGAGCUAUUCAGCGCUGUAUGCAGGCGACGCGAUCGCUAAAGCGAUCCACCUGGCAGACGCGUGGAUAUUCCAAUUGCUGCACGGCAAUGUUGCACCGGGAUGGCUGGUCCCUGAACCACUUGCUAAAAAGCUUCGAAGAAAGAUGCGCAGAUCUAAAGCCCCUGUUUGCCAACUUUGUAAUCUAUGUUCCUCCCGUGUGUGCGCCCCGCAUUCGUCGAUAUGUGCAGAACCUUGCAUCGACGAACUGGCAAUGUGAACGCCAGAUCGAAGACACUGUGGGUCAGGCCCUGCUGCCAAAGCUGGCACUGUUGCAUCCAAUCAUUUCGGCGAUGACCACACAGUUCCCGGAUCCGCGUCUCAUUCAGUACGACUGCGGAAAGUUGCAGACUAUGGAUCGUUUGCUGCGACAGCUGAAGGUUGAAGGUCAUCGGGUACUGAUAUUCACUCAGAUGACGAAGAUGUUGGAUGUUUUGGAGGCCUUCCUUAACUACCACGGCCACAUUUAUCUUCGUUUGGAUGGAUCCACGCGGGUGGAACAGCGCCAGAUACUUAUGGAGCGCUUCAAUGGCGACACAAGAAUCUUCUGUUUCAUCCUCUCCACGAGGUCUGGUGGAGUGGGCAUCAAUUUGACUGGUGCCGAUACUGUGAUCUUUUAUGACUCGGACUGGAAUCCCACUAUGGAUGCGCAGGCUCAGGAUCGAUGUCAUCGCAUUGGCCAGACACGAGAUGUUCACAUCUACCGACUUGUCUCCGAGAAAACCAUUGAGGUGAACAUCCUCAAGAAGGCAAACCAAAAGCGGAUGCUCAGCGACAUGGCCAUCGAAGGAGGCAACUUCACCACCACAUUCUUCAAGAGUUCCACCAUCAAGGAUCUCUUUACGAUGGACCAGAGCGAGCAGGACGAGACGAGUCAGGAGAAGACCGAAAGCAAGGACAAGAUUGUGGCAACGACAACCACAACAGUGGUCGACACGGCAACGACAGUUGUGGAGACGGAAAAACAGUCUCUGCGCGCUUUCGAGCACGCGUUGGCCGCCGCCGAGGAUGAGCAGGAUGUGCAGGCCACCAAGACGGCCAAAGCCGAGGUGGCUGCAGAUCUGGCCGAGUUCGACGAGAACAUUCCAAUUGCAACGGAAGAGGCGAACGCGGAAGGAGGUGCUCAGGUGGAACUUAGCAAGGCCGAUCUGGAAAUGCAGAACUUAGUGAAGCAGCUCUCUCCUAUCGAGCGUUAUGCAAUGCGCUUUGUGGAGGCCACUGGAGCAGCGUGGACAGCGGAACAAUUGCGAGCCGCGGAGGCUGAACUGGAGGCCCAGAAACGAGAGUGGGAGGCCAACAGACUGGCGGCCAUGCACAAGGAGGAGGAGCUGCUCAAGCAGGAAACGGAAGCCGAGGAGAUGCUUACCUACAGUCGCAAGGAUUCAAGCAAUCAGGUCUGGAUAUCGCGCAACACCAUGGAGCAGAUGCCGAUGUGGUGUCCACCCACGCCGCCGCAGGACGACGAUAAUGAUAUAUAUAUCGACUACUCGCUGUCGUUCAUGUACGAGCUGGAGCCCAUUGCAGAGAUGGAUCUGCCGCCAGUCUACGUGCGCAAGGAGCACAAGCGCUCGCGCACGGAUGCUGGGUACGAUGGUAGCCGUAGGCCGAAUAAGAUGCGCCGGGAGGACAACUACGUGCCCCCCAGAUCGCUUUUCGAUCGCCCAACUCCGCAGCUGGCCCGUCUGCGUCGCGAGCUGAAGAGCCAGCGAUUCCGCGGCAGCUUCAAGCCGAACUCGCCGAUUCCAGGACUGAAACCCCAACUGCCGGCCAAACCCCUCACCGAACCGGAAGCCAUGGCUGAGUGGUGCGUCUUCGAGGACAUUGCCAUUCUGCACGUGCUGGUGAAUCUGCAGGGUCUGCCCUGCAGCCUCAUGCUGCUCUCGCCGGGUCAGACGCCCAACUGGGACCUCGUCUCCGAAAUGGUCAAUUUCUGUUCGAAGACCUACCGCUCGGCGAGGCAGUGCCGUUGGCGUUACGAAAACCACAUUCAGCCACGCGAGGAGGGCAAGGUGGUGGAGAGUCCUAAGAAGCAGAAGAAGAUUAAGCCCACGUUGAAGUCCGAGUACCUGAAGAGUCCGCUGCGAUAUCUGCGAACCACCCAGCUGUAUGUGAGCGACAACAACGCCUCGUUUUACAAGACGAUGCGCUCCCGCUUCGACAGCAUUAAGACGGCCUACCUGAAGAAGGCACCGCCGCCAAAGCGCCAGUUCAGUGCUCCCAGCCUAAUGAACCCCAAACAUAUGGAGGUGCUGCAGGAGUUCGGCAUCCAGAACUAUGACCAACCGGUGCCGCCGCAGAACAUUGCGGCCAUGAAGGCGAACAAGAUUCGGGAGAAGCAGCGAGGACAGCAGAUGUCACAGUCGGCAGUGGUUCAGCAAGUGCCGCAGCAAACGCAGCAGCCACAGCCGGCACCACCUCCACCGCAGCAGCAACAGCAGCAGCAACAAGUGGUCCAGCAGGUGCAACAGCAGCAGCAGCAGCAGGUGGUGCAGCAGCAACUGCCCACUGUUUCGACGGUUCAACAAACUCUGCCGGUUCAACAGACAGUGGAGCUGGUGCAGCAGCAGCCCAGCACCACGACAACGGUGGCUGUGCCCGCUGCUGGUCAACUGCAGCAGCUCCAGAUCCAGCAUUUGACCAGUUCCAAUGUGUCGCCCGGUCAGCAGACCGCCAUUCUGCUCCACCAGCCGCAGCAGCAGUUGCGCACGCAUCCCGGCCAGUCGGGCCAGGCCAACACCCAGCAGCUGGUUAAGACUAUUGUGGGCACAUCCUCCAGCCUCACGGCGGGUCAGCUGCAACAGCUGGCCCAACAGUCGGCAGCCGCUUCUGGUGGACAGUCCAGCGUGAGCGUGGUGCUGACCACGCCAGUGCAGACUCUGCCAGCAGUGGUGCAACCCCAGAUCGGCUCCGGCGCCCAGAUCGUAUCGACCCCGCAGCUGGGCAGCAUUGUGCAGACGCAGUCCCUUCCGCAGGUGGUCUCGGUGAGCACUCUGCCCACCGUGGGCACGGUGCUCACUACCACCGCCAGUCAGCAGCAACAGCAGCACCAGACCACAGCGGUCACCACUUUGAACACGGCCAUGUUGCGGGGCCAGCGGAUUGUGUCGACAGCGGCUGGGAAUACGCUCCAGCAGCGCACCACAGCCGGCGGUCAGUCCAUUGUGUCCAUGCCGAACUUGGGCCAGGGCGUGAGUCCGGCGCAGUUCCAAACGCAGCUCCGUUUGGCAGCCGUGCCCACUUCCCCAGCCACGCAGACCACCCAGCUGGUGACCACAAAGGGCAUUCCGGUGAGUGCCCUUCAGCAGGGAGGAAAGACCACGGUGAUACCGGGUGCUCAGCAGCCGGGAGGAGCACACAUCCAGCUUUACCGGCAGCGCAGCUUGAAGGUGUUGCAGACGACCACUCAGGCGGUGGCGGGAGGAUCAGCUGGUGGCACGACAGGCGCAACUGCUAAUCUGGUGCAAGCGGCAGGCACCAUAAUCCAGACCAGCAAUAUGAGCGCCCACGUGACCAGUCAAAAGGUGGCCGUUUCCGGGAUGCCGGGAACCUCCACCUCCGUGCAGGCGGGCAAUGUGGUUAGCAGCGUCCAAAUGCACGGCCAGGCCAGGACGCAGUUCAUCAAGCAGAUGGCGGCCGGGAAGCAGCAGUUGCAGCGCCAAGUGGUGUCCGCCGACGGGACAACCACCACAGCCGGAACCGGGGACAUGUUGCUGGUGAAGCGGCACAAUAUUCUGGCCGCCCAAAAGGCGCAGCAGGCCUCUGGAGCGCUCUUCACCACCACCGCUGCCCAGCAACAACAACAACAGCAGCAGCAGGGCCAACUCCCAGUGGCCGGUCAGCAGCAGCAGGUGACCCAGCAGCAGAUCGCCUCGCUGGUAAAAGCCUCUACGGCGGCUGCGGCCAGCGGAAGCAGUGUCAAUGCCGGCGGGGUCACGGUGUCGGCCACAAAUCCCGCUGUCCAGGCGGGAAGCGUGAAUAUGACCCUGCCGCAGCUGAAACCAGGCAGCCAGAUAAAGGUGACUAUGCCCAACCAGAUGCGGCACCUGCAGAUGCAACAUCAACUGACCAUGCCGCGUAAGAUCAGCCGAAUGACGCAGCUGGUCAGUGCCAGUGGUCAGCCCACGGCCACCAAUAUAGUGACGACCACUGGUCCCCAGCAGCAGCAACAGCAGCAGCAGCAGGGAGUGACAGUCUCUGGCGGCGGCACUUUGCCCACCGUGGCCUCGCAGCAGCAGCAGCAACAGCAGCAUCAGCAGAAGGUGGUCGGUGGCAACAGUGUCCAGGCCCAGUUGCUCCACAUCCAGAACACAAAGGCGCUUCCCAACUCGGUGACCGUGCAGCAGAUCCAGCAGGUGAUGCGCAGUGGCCAACAGGGCACCCUCGCCACCACUAACCUGGUGCUGGGUAAGACGAGCGUGGGUCGAGUGAUUCCCGUGUCGGUGGCGUCGCAGGCCAACCAGCGUCAAACCAUUCAGGUGGUUUCAGCUGCCUCCGCUCAGGCCUUGGCUGCAGGCAAUCUGCGCACCCAUGUCGGUGGCCCGAGCAUUGCCAGUGCGCUGAAAGUGGCCGCCUCUGGAGGAGCUGGAGGGCAGACCACGCAGCAGACGCUGAUCGCUGCACUGCAGCAUAACCAGAGGCAGAACGCCAGUCCCGUCCGCUUGCAGACCACCGCAGGUGGCAAUCUCCUGGCAGUUGUGCAGCAACAACAGCAGCAGCAGCAGCAGCACACGAGCAUUGCAGGACCCACAGCUGGACCGGCGGAGGUGAUGACCAUCACGCAGACGACCACCACCUUGCCCACGGUUGGCAGCCUGCAGCAGCAACAGCAGCAGCAACAGCAGCAGCAGCAACAACAACAGGGAGGCAUAUCGCAGCCUACAACGCAACAGGUACGCAAGCUGGUGCAAAAAAAGAUCCUGAUACGCAGCGAGAAAGAAUAACGCUCGAGCAGGGCCGCCAGACCACGUCACCGGCGGAGCAUUUCGAGCAUCAUUUCCACUGCCACCGCCACAGCCACCGCCACCUUCAACACACCAACUCAGAUUCAAAUCCCACAAGCACACCAAAAUCAAGCACCAACAACUCAGUCAACAGCCAAUCAAUCUGAUCCUUUCGAAUUUCAAGAUCGAACAAAUCUCAAUUGCUCAUCCCACGCCGAUCCUCAUGCAUUCAAUCAGUCAGUCAGUCAAUCAGUCAGUCAUUGCCUAAAUUGAUCUCAAUAUCUGUCGAUUGGUUUUGCAGCCAUGAGCGAAUGGCGAUCGACACGAUCCGAUCUAACCGCUCGCUCUGGAGGAUGAUGAGCUGAGGGUGAGACGCUGACGAGGACGACGAUGAGAUCGCUUCAAUCAGCUGAAGGCGUGGCCGCCGUAUUACUACUCUUACUGAUCCAUAGAUAUACCAAUUAGUUGUAAUCUAUUCAUAUUACGAUCCUUGUUUUACCGAAAGUAAACAGUGCCUAGUUCGUAGGCUAACUGCUUUAAAUUCAACUUGUAAAUCGUAGCUAACUAAGGUCUCAGCCCUCGGUUCCCGUAGUGCAGUAUGUACAUUCGUAAAUCUAAUACAGAUCUAUCCGAUACUACAUAAAUACCCUAAAAUACAUACCUAUAAACAUUUAGUUUUUAUUUACCUUACUGAUAAUUAAUGCCCUAGUAUUAAUAAACAAACACAAAUAAAGAAAAACAUGUAAAAACCA